Messenger RNA from Gavia stellata (red-throated loon), 1276 nucleotides. RefSeq names its product DNA primase subunit 1 (gene PRIM1). The record is from RefSeq and is a predicted model, not a curated record. Lineage: Eukaryota; Metazoa; Chordata; Aves; Gaviiformes; Gaviidae. Gene Ontology annotation, cellular component: alpha DNA polymerase:primase complex. Gene Ontology annotation, biological process: DNA replication, synthesis of primer. The transcript has 13 exons. The coding region runs from base 1 to 1260 and encodes 419 amino acids.
AUGGCGCGGUUCGAGCCCGCGGCGCUGCCCGAGCUGCUCCCGGUCUUCUACCGGCGGCUCUUCCCGCACGGUGCCUACGGCCGCUGGCUCGGCUACGGCGGCGUGGUGAAGAACUACUUCCAGCUGCGGGAGUUCUCCUUCACGCUCCGGGACGACAUCUACGUGCGGUUCCAGUCCUUCGGCAGCCCCCAGGAGCUGGAGCGGGAGCUGCAGAGGACCAACCCCUACAAGAUCGACAUCGGGGCCGUCUACUCCCACCGGCCCAACCAGCACAACACGGUGCACCUGGGGGCCUUCCAGCCGCAGGAGAAGGAGCUGGUCUUCGACAUCGACAUGACAGACUACGACGACGUCCGGACGUGCUGCAGCUCAGCCGAGAUCUGCUCCAAGUGCUGGACCCUGAUGACCAUCGCCGUCCGCAUCAUCGACCGCGCACUCGUGGAGGACCUGGGCAUGAGGCAUCGCCUGUGGGUGUACUCGGGCCGGAGGGGUGUCCACUGCUGGGUGUGCGAUGACGCGGUGCGGAAGUGGUCCCCAGCGCUGCGGGCGGCCACGGUGGAGUACCUCACCCUGGUGAAGGGCGGAGCGGAGACAGUGAAGAAGGUGAACCUCUCCGAGCCCAUACACCCCUUCAUCAGGCGGUCGGUCAGCGUGGUGGAGAAGUACUUUGAGGCAUACGCGCUGGUGGGCCAGGACAUCCUGGGCGGCCCGGAGAGCUGGGACAAGGUGCUGGCCCUCGUCCCGGAGGAGCACCGUGAGCCGUUGCAGGGCGAGUUCCCCAAGAAGCGGGACUCAGUGCAGCGCUGGGAGCUGCUGAAGGGCAGGAUGGAGCGGACACGGCGGGCGGCAGGAACCGGGAAGAGCGCGCCAUGCUACGCGGACUGGGAGAUCAUGCUGCAGUACUGCUUCCCCCGCCUCGACAUCAACGUCAGCAAAGGCGUUGGGCACCUGCUGAAGAGCCCCUUCAGCGUCCACCCCAAAACAGGUCGCAUUUCAGUGCCGCUGGAUCUGCAGAGGCUGGACCAGUUUGACCCAUUUGCUGUCCCCACCAUCAGCUCCCUGUGCCACGAGCUGGAUGCCGCCGGGGAUGACGGGGAGCAGGAGGACAGUGGGGAGGUGGAGCCAAAGCGCCGUGCACGGGACUACAAGAAGACAAGCCUGGCACCCUACGUGCGGGUCUUUGAGCAGUUCGUGGAGGAGAUGGAGCGCACCCGGAGGGGAGAGCUGCUCCGGAGAAGCGACCUGCAAGGAGACUUCUGAGGCCUCACUGCCAGAG